ACUUUUCUAUUUGUUUGUGCUUCGGAUUGGGGUCACUCUCAUUUAGGGCAGAUCAUAGCCGCGGCCCCUCUCGCCGCUAUGCUGGUUUUCCCGUUGCUGCCAUGGCGGACUCUCUGGCGUUGCGGGUGUCUCCUGUCUCCUCGGAGAGGCCCCCACUGCCACGAGGAAGCGCAGACGAUGUGUCUUGCUACUUUCUUCGGUUGACGGGCGAGCCGACGCCUCCCGAACCGUGGCAAGAAUCAUCAACUCUGCAGGUGACUUUUAUUCUUGUCACUAUAGCAUGUGUCGCGGAGAUCAUGGCCCGGCAAACCCGGAUCGGGGCUGCCUUGUCAAGCUCUCUAACCGCCUUCUUGACCGCUGCCACCAUCAGCAAUGCGUUUCCCUGGCUUCUUCCCACGCAGUCACCGGUUUAUGACGCUGCGUGGCACCUUCUUGUGCCACUUAUUCUCGUUCUUCUUGUCACUAGCGUCGUCCUAGACACCUCAGCGAGGACUUGUCAGGAAGCGGGGGAUCCACGGACCCCAGCGUGCGGGACUUCGCACGAAGAAUAUCCCCAAAACAGUGUCGCUGUCACGUCUUGGCUAGAUGAGCACGUGGCCACGGGCUGCAUGCACACUCGUUCCUCAUCCUCGAGCGCGGCCAAUCGCGCCUGCUUUUUGCACCAGGCUCCUUCCGUCGUGCGUUCUUCGGGAUCGGGCGCUUCUCCCUCUCAAUCCGUCUCUCUGCCACCGCCGUUGUCUCUUGGAAGCGGCGGUAGUGGCACAACCGAGACAAAAACGGGGGCUGCGCGGCGCUUUCACACGGUUGGUGUGGCAUUUGUGCUGGGAGCGGUGGCUACAAUCCUUAGCGUCUUUGGCACGUACCACCUCACCAUUCAUGUUAUAUCGUCGUAUGCCUGGUGCCUCGGCGUGUCUUACGUAACGCAUCGCAUUGCCGCAAUGUGCGCAGCCUGCGUUGCAGCGACAUACAUUGGAGGAAGCAUCAAUUUUUACGCCGUCGCCAAGACUUUAGGCGUCCCUGGCCAUAUCGUAGGAGGCCUGGGGGCGGCGGAUCUGUUUUUGUCUGGCCUGUACACCGCCAUCCUCGCUUUGUUGGCACGUCACUUCCCAUGUCUUCACCAGAUUUUCCCUGACUGCCUUCCCGGGCCGCUGCACAGGCGCCGCCCUCACAGAAUCGACGCUUCCAAGGAGGAUUUUGACGCCGUUCCUCCUUCGACAGUGUCUCUGUCGCUCUCUCAGGCUCACCCUUCGCCGCCUCUUCGAGUAGCCGGCGUUGUAUUUUGUGCUUCAUAUGCAGCAGCAGUUGUCGCAUUGACAUACGGGUUGAAACUCACUCUCUCGAUAAUAACGCCGGUGAUUCUGCAGGGUGCGGACACCUUGGGCGUCUCCCUAGUCGCUUUCGGAUGCGCUCAACUCGGGAAAAAAGGCCUCCGGCAGAAUCACUAUAGAGGAUCCGAAACAUCGAGAACGGGACUGGAAGACAGAAAAAAUUUCUUCGAACUCGCUGAAGAAGCUACGCGGGUCUCUGGAGACUUUGCCAAUACAGCUCAAGCGCUGCUCUUCGCUGCCAUUGGAUCGGGCACACGCCUCGCGGAUGUCGCCACGAUUGGACCUGCGAUAUUUGGCUUUACGCUAGCAAGUCUUGUAGGCCAUUUGCUUGUCCAUUUGAUUCUCUGCCAGCUGUUCAACUCCUUUGCGAGGCUGAAAAACCCUUUGUACUCGAUCCCGCUGGACGAUUGCCUCGUCGCUAGUGAAGCGAAUAUUGGCGGCCCUGGCACCGCUGCAACGCUUGCAGGUACGAUGCUGCGGCGUCCUGACCUGAUUAUGCCAGCAGUCGUCUGGGGCACUGUUGGGUAUCUUGUUGCCACUAGCAUCGGCAUUGAACUUUUCAGCUUCCUGACUGUUUCUUGACAGAAUUCUCCAAGUGUGGCUGCACGACUCUGCCGGUUUUGGACGUCUGUUUCGCAUCUCGCUCCAAAGGCGCAUGCAGUGCCGGAUACCAUCUCAGAUACAGGCCCACACUUUUGUGUAAAUGCUGGAGGCGUGAAAAACCAAGACAAUCUCAGCCAAGCGGAUAUCGUGUACAGUUCCUUUUGGCGGAGUCCAAUUGGAUUCACAUGCACGGAGGAUGUGAUGAUCUGGCGCUCAAAUCUUCUUCAUAGUCUGCUAUGCAGAAGGUGCGUGGUUUCAUGCCAACCUGUAAUUCUUCCUCUUGUUUUCGUUGGUGCCUGACCACGUCGCAUUUUACAGGGAAAGUUGAAGGCGGUUCGGGAUUCAUGUGGACAAUUCGACUGUUCUUAUGAGAAUCAUGGGCAUGUCGCCAGAAGUGACACACCACGCCUCCUUUGUCGUCUGUUUCGGGGGAUUCCCACCAACAACGGGUGAGUUUCUUGGUAUAAGAGCUGGUAGCGAGCUUCACAGUUAAGCCUCAUGGGACUCUUGAAAACAAUCGUUUCGCUGCCUAGCGUCAAGCUUUUCGGUUCCACGUUUCCUGUUACAGGCAUGCGUACCGCCACAGGUACCUGGGAACCGCCUUGAGAGUGUGCGGGGACCUCGUGCUGGCGAAAAUGCGAGCGUGCCACCAGUUAAACCGCUGCUGCUCUAGUUACUUACCUCUUCUCCUUUAUGUGGCUGCACCCAUUUUGGAGACUAUGGGAAUGGGAGGCACUUGUAUUGGGUUUCUUGUCCGAGCCGCAAAAGGGGGGUGGAGAUAGCCGUAGGCAUUGCGAGGAAGUUGUUGGACUCCCUGGUGUAAGUUGGGACAAAGCAAUUACCAUGUCAUCCAUACAGAGCCAGCAUGAAAAACAAAAACUUUUCCUCGGCCUCCUACGACUAUCAUCGCAUUAUAAGUAGGUACUGC
Molecule: messenger RNA, 2859 nt
Organism: Toxoplasma gondii ME49
Lineage: Eukaryota; Apicomplexa; Conoidasida; Eucoccidiorida; Sarcocystidae
Exons: 4
Coding region: 102-1910 (602 amino acids)
Source: RefSeq, a predicted model, not a curated record